This is a messenger RNA of Haliotis rufescens (red abalone), 1376 nucleotides long. RefSeq lists its product as uncharacterized. The record is from RefSeq and is a predicted model, not a curated record. Lineage: Eukaryota; Metazoa; Mollusca; Gastropoda; Lepetellida; Haliotidae. The transcript has 2 exons. Bases 44 to 787 code for a protein of 247 amino acids. Gene Ontology annotation, cellular component: membrane. Gene Ontology annotation, molecular function: starch binding.
CAUAGAUCGUGGAAGGCAAUCAGCUGUUUAUACACUUCGCAGAAUGACGGAAAAAUCGCUAGUAUAUGUUGAGUUCAGACUGUGGAAUGUUGAGAACAGAGGCGACAUUGUCCCAGUGCUUCUGGGCAGCAGUCCAGAUUUGGGGCUCUGGAAACUUGAAAACGGAACCAGAGCAAGAUUCCUAAAGAAACUGGAUUUCUGGUCGGUGGAAAAACGCCUCCCUGUGUAUUCCUUCCAUGAAUGGAAAUGGGCGAUGGUUACUGGAAAUGAAGGCCGUGUUGAUUGGGAGCUAUGCCCUAACAGAAGACUCGAACUUGGGGUUAUCGGGGGAACGGUGGAUUGUGACUGGAACAGCCCGGGGAAAUUCCAGCAGGCUGAAUGCCUCCUCUUCGCUGCAACAAACUACAAGACCGACACCCCUUCGGAUGCCUUGGCACUGUUGGGCUCCACUCCGUCCCUUGGAGAGUGGAAUCCAUUCUGUGGGGUGGUGGCUGUUGAGUACCCCCUGGGGUCGGGGUGGUGGGUGGCCCGGGCCGUGGUGGAGAAGGGGACACGACAUCAGUGGAAGUGGGCGGUGAUUGAUGAGAACAGGGUCGUGAAGAGAUGGGAGGAGAGAAGCAACAGGGGGUUCGAGGCGUCAGACGAGAUGGUAGAACUCAACGCCCAGUGGAACUGUGAUUCUGUCGUGGAGGAUUUCGAGGACGAUGUAGAACCGCUGACAAGCUGCUACUACAAGGGGAAGGAAGCAGUAGACAGCUGUGAGCCCAUGCAACGGUACGGGUACUGAUCCGGGUGGGACACCGGGUGCCCAGUACAUGUGCUGCAGAAGACUCGGGUCUUGUGUUGUUGACCUUUUGUAGAGCAUUUCCGGUGGACACGAUUUCGCGAGUUUUAGUUCUUGUUUUGGACAAAAAGAAUGCAUCGUUCUUUUGUACAAUUUAUUCCCGAAUUGAUAUGCUACGUUUGUUCUAUUUCUUGUUGAUCACAGAAGACUCGGGCCAUGUGUUGUUAGCUGUUGUUGACCUUUUGAAGAGCAUUUCCGGUGGACACGAUUUCGCGAGUUUCAGUUCUUGUUUUGGACAAAAAGAAUGCAUCGUUCUUUUGUACAAUUUAUUCCCGAAUUGAUAUGCUACGUUUGUUCAAUUUCUUGUUGAUAGUUAAUUUCGUGUUUAUUCCAUUGUUAAGUAUUGUAUACGUAAAGCUAUAAUUGUUAUACACGCCCAUGAUUUAUGUAUUCUGUUUUUAAUGUUCGUAAAUGGUGAACACGUGUGUUGUGCUAUGUUAGUGAAAUACAGUGUAUUUCUUCACGUCGUUGUGUACAUUUUGUGUGAGAGAUUAGGAAUCUCCUCAACAUGAAAGGAUGAAAUUUUAAAAUU